Schistosoma rodhaini is the source of this 1274-nucleotide messenger RNA. The record is from the annotation of a GenBank genome assembly. NCBI's taxonomy places the organism in Eukaryota, Metazoa, Platyhelminthes, Trematoda, Strigeidida, Schistosomatidae.
AUGUUAUCGCUAUACCUACGUAAAUGGAUUGAAGUAAUGAAUUUAGGCAAGGAAGUGAGCGGAAGCAGUGACGGGUUUUCUGAAAAAGGAGAAAACCGGGAGGUGGUUUUCGUCACUGAUGCCCCUGCAGAUCAUUCGAAACGUAAACGUUAUUUGACUGCAAAAUACGAUAGGAGGACUCGUCAAAAAAUUAGCGAAAAGAUUCGUCUUGAAAAUUUUGUUUUCGAACAUCUUCGUAAUCUCUAUUGCACAGAGGUCGAUGACUACGAUUGUGAUAUCGAUCUGGAUGAAAUAAGUGAUCUUAAGACAAAUGAUGAGAAAGUGCGAAAUUUGAAAGAAAAGCUAAAGUCCUGUCCGGCUAAACAGGAACAAAUCGAUAACUAAAAUGAUAGAAACUAUAUUAAAAUUUAUCCAUAUAUGGGUUGUACAAUGAACUUAUUAAGUAAUUAUUUCUCAGAAGGGUAAAAUUUGGUUAAUUUUCGCAGAACAUGGAUAACAGUUAAAUACAAUACUACUCAUUCAGAACAUAGAAGUCAUCAAAAUAUUUCUAAUGGAAAACUUGUCGGACCACAAGCUUUUUAUCAAACAUUUAUUUUAAUCACGAAACGAUGUUAUGGGUGAAUUUUAAACUAAAUUGUUUAUUAUUUUUCGUUUAGUUUUGUCGAUAAUGUUUGCUUGUGGUUAUCAAACUUUCUAAGUAUUAUUUCGUUUAAUGAGACUUACCAAUUACAAAUCCAGGUACCCCGAGAUAAGUUUUACUUGUUAGAGCUUGAAAGUCUGUUCGGUUAUUCGAGGCGAAUGAGGCUAAUUAGGGUCUAAACCUGCAACCCAUAGAUGGAAAGUCUACUGCUCUAGAUAUUAAGUUUGCUGUUUUUGCUUGGACUGUCAUUUUAAGACAAUUCAGUCGUAAGUUAUUAAAAAAUGUAGAAAGCAGUGCCACUAUUUCAUCAGCGGCCGUGAGCGUCACACAAGAUAAUGCCUUCUUCAUUUUGAUUUUUAUCAUCUAAUUCUAUCUUACCAUAAUUUGAAGACUACUAGUAGUGAGGAAUUUUUAAGAAAAUUAGUUCGUCAUGUAUUUUGCAUAACAUUUUUGUUAUAAUAUCACAACAUCAUGAGUGAACUAGAAUGGUCUGCAAACAGAGUCAUCUGAACAGAAAUAUCAUACAGUUAAUUCAUUUCGCAAGAUUCAACGAAUCAAGAACUUCAAUGUUAACAAAAUAUUCCUCUUUGAAAAUUAAAAGAUGAAGAGUCUGUCAAGAAAUAUUGAAAUUGCA